CUCGUUCGUGUUGCUCCUACAGUCGUCUGCAGUCAUCGACGUCGCAUCUUCAGCCCGUGAGGGACGACGAGGGCACUGCUCCCCGCUCCCGACGCCUGCUGCUCACCGCCGCCGCCUCCUUUCUUCUGACGAGCUGCUUUGCUGUCCAGGCCGCGACGACGAGCUCCGACGGCCCUGUCCUCUCCUCCCGCUGAACCUAUCUGUCGGCAUACCUCUCCCUCCAAAAGCAGCGACGACGAGCUUAGACUUAAUAAUCUCUUAGCCGGGUGGCUCACCAAGGUUGCGACACUUAUAUUUGUGUUUUCGCAUCUGAUUGUUCACUCUAAGCAGAAAUCACCUUCGCUAAAUCUAUUUACACACGCCUUCAUCUGCUGGAUGAUCCUUUUUCUUCUUUUUUCGUGUCUGUGUAACAUAUAGUCUACUCCCGAGGAUCUCCGUCUUCAUUGGAUUAUCAGUCAUCCGUGUGUGCUCCACUGCGGAAGCAUUCCAAAAACCUCAGCUCACUUCUUAGCUAGGCCACGCCACACCAAGUUACCGAUCUUUUUUUCCUUUUCUAGGGUGAGAGAGAGAGGGGUCUGGAAGUAAUACGCUUCCUAGAUAUGGCACACUCAAAUGCCAGAGCAUCAGAAGUUCGGUACGAUUUGUUCUUGAGUUUUAGUGGAGAUGAUACUCGUUAUAACUUCACGGGCUUCCUCCAUCAAAGCUUGGAAAAAGCCGGGAUCCGCGUAUUCAGGGAUGAAGAUGAAAUCAAGGUGGGUGAUAAGAUUGGUGAGACAAUUCUACAAGCUAUCGAUAACUCCAAAUUCUACAUACCCAUCAUCUCUCAAACUUAUCCUGAUCGUAAAUGGUGUCUCAUCGAGCUUGAACGCAUGAUGAACAAUGUGUCUCGGUUAGAGGGUAGACAAAGGAUUUUCCCCAUCUUUUAUAAAGUGGAACCUGGGGAUGUUAAACAUCGGACUCCACAACUGAAGAAUCCUUCCUCGGAAGUUGAACUUAAGGCAUUCAAAGAGGCUCUUGCAAAGGUUGGUCAAAUCAAGGGAUGGAAGGUGGAGGAGGGACAAAGCCAAACAGAAAUUGUCGAUAAGGUUGUUCAGAAAGUUUUGGAGGUGCUGGGCAGAAAAGAAGAUAUACAGACUGAGUAUCCGACUGAGCUUGAUGACUUGACACAGUCACAUGAAGACUCUUUGAAUCGCGCAAACACGGUGCGGAGGGAUACCAUAGGGAGAGAGAGGAGUCCAAGCAGAGGAAGGAUUCGUCAAUUUGAGGGGAAUGUGAUGCAAGGAGAGAGAGCCGAGUGUGGGCAGAGAAAGGGAGGAGGACAGGAAGUACAUGAAGUAUGUGGAGGAGGAGCAGAUGACGAGUGUAGCAAGAGAAAGGGAGGAUGAUGGAAAGCACAUGAAGUACAUGAUGGAGGAGGACGAGUGUAGGUUAGACGAGAGGGACGAGAGGGACGAGUGUAGGAAGAGAAAGGGAGGAUAAUAGGAAGCACAUGAAGUACAUGCUAGAGGAGCGGAUGAGGAGAG
This is a messenger RNA of Eucalyptus grandis, 1523 nucleotides long. RefSeq names its product toll/interleukin-1 receptor-like protein. NCBI's taxonomy places the organism in Eukaryota, Viridiplantae, Streptophyta, Magnoliopsida, Myrtales, Myrtaceae. The transcript has 3 exons. The coding region runs from base 600 to 1385 and encodes 261 amino acids. Gene Ontology annotation, biological process: signal transduction. The record is from RefSeq and is a predicted model, not a curated record.